AUGAGUUCUGGGAGUCUUAUUUUGAGCAUAUGUGCUUCUUUGUACCUUUACAAUGGUGGAAGAUGGACAAUAGUACUAUCAGCAUUUGUGUUGUCUUAUUUGUACAAACUUGAAAGGAAAUCAACAACAGUGACACCUCCCCCAAUUACAGAAAGUGUUCUAGAGGACAGCUCACAGUCACCAAUAUAUGCCGUGGACUUCACUUCGACUACAUUUACACCAUCAGCAACGACAAACAUCCCCAAAACCGUGCGUCUGCGGGCGAAAAGAUCACCCAAGAUCAUCAAGGCUAGCAAACCAACACCACCACAACAAUCAAAUGAGCCCAUCUUGACAAAGUCGCAAGUGGAUCUUAAAAAGUCACAGAUUUACAUUUUCUAUACUACUUUAACCGGCUCAUCCUUGAGGUUAGCCAAAAACUUGUACGAUAAGUUAUCACAAAUGGAGCUUUCGCAUGAGCCAAAGCUUCUCAGUCUCGAUGACGAUGUUGACGAUCUUGAGAAAUACUUUUUAAAGACUCCAAAAGAUGACGAUAAUACAAAGAGUAUAUAUCUUUUGGUGUUACCCUCAUAUGAAACAGACUCCCCUAUAGAUUAUUUUUUGGAACAUUUGAUUGAUACUUACCAAGAUUUCAGAGUUGACAAGUACCCCUUGAGAUCCAUUUUAGGGUUUGCCGUAUUGGGAACGGGAGAUUCUGAAAGCUGGCUGGGUGACAAAUUCUGCUAUCAAGCUAAAUUAGCUGACAAGUGGUUGGGCAAAUUGGGUGGUAGGAGAUUGUAUCCUUUGGGAGAGGUAUGUAUGAAAUACGAGGGCGAGCCAAAAGCAAAAGAAUGGAUUCAAAAUUUUGCUGAGCUAUUGGUGGACGAGGAGCCAUUUUACAUCGACGAGAAUAAUGAUGACGAGUUUGAUGAUAGUGAUAAAGAGGACAACAGUGAUGAUGCAAACACAUUAGUUGAUGUGGAGGAUAUGGGAGAUAUAAUACGCAAGACUGGCCAAAGAUCCACGCAGCAAAUGGAAGUGAAACAAAUGGUUGCCAAGGGCUCACCAACAUUCAAAACUCUCACGAAACAGGGGUAUACCAUUGUUGGCUCACACUCAGGUGUCAAGAUUUGCAGAUGGACAAAGUCAGCAUUAAGGGGAAGAGGAUCAUGCUACAAGUUUGCAUUUUAUGGAAUCAAAUCACAUUUGUGUAUGGAAACAACUCCAUCCUUGGCGUGCUCCAACAAGUGCGUCUUUUGCUGGAGACAUGGAACUAAUCCUGUAGCAAAACUGAAUUGGAGAUGGGAGUUGGAUCCACCAGAAAAAGUGAUGGAAGGUGCAUUACAAGGACAUUAUCAAAAGAUAAAGCAAAUGAGAGGUGUUCCCGGCAUCCAAAUGGACAGAUUUCAAGAAGCUUUCAAGGUGAAGCAUUGUGCAUUGUCGCUUGUUGGUGAACCAAUUUUCUAUCCCCAUAUCAAUGAAUUUGUUGGCAUGUUGCACCAGCAACACAUUAGUUCGUUUUUGGUUUGCAAUGCUCAACAUCCGGACAACUUGGCUAAGUUGUCAAAGGUUACUCAGUUGUACGUAAGUAUUGAUGCACCAACAAAGACUGAUUUGAAAAAAGUCGAUCGUCCAUUGAAUAGUGACUUUUGGGAACGAUUAAUGUCUUGUUUGGAUAUAUUGAGAACAACGCAAUCCCAUCAACGUACAGUUUUCAGAUUGACGUUGGUGAAAGGUUUCAAUAUGACUGAUAUCAAGAGUUAUGCCGACAUGGUUGAACGUGCCUUACCAUCUCAAAUUGAAAUCAAAGGAGCCACAUUCUGCGGUUCAUCAAAUGGUAAUGGAAACCCAUUGACUAUGCAAAACAUUCCAUUUUAUGAAGAGUGUAAGGAGUUUGUCAGGUCAUUAAGUGAUGAGUUGCGUGCUAGAAAUCUUGGAUAUGAUAUUGCUGCAGAACACGCUCAUUCAUGUUGUAUCUUGGUGGCACACGAGAAGUUCAAAAUCAAUGGCGUAUGGCAUACACAUAUUGAUUACCCCAAGUUUUUUGAGUUGUUGGAAUCAGGCAAGGACUUUGUUGAUAUUGAUUACGUCAAGCCAACUCCAGAAUGGGCAGUUUGGGGUUCAGAAGAGGCAGGGUUCAACCCAGUAGACACCAGAUGGGAUAGAAAAGCCGAAAAGUUGAAGAACAAGUUAGCUAGAGAGGAGGAAGCUAAAAGGAAGGAGCAAAUACCAAUGGAAGUGAUAUAG
Lodderomyces parapsilosis is the source of this 2226-nucleotide messenger RNA. RefSeq names its product putative tRNA 4-demethylwyosine synthase. Gene Ontology annotation, molecular function: FMN binding; 4 iron, 4 sulfur cluster binding; catalytic activity. NCBI's taxonomy places the organism in Eukaryota, Fungi, Ascomycota, Pichiomycetes, Serinales, Debaryomycetaceae. Gene Ontology annotation, biological process: wybutosine biosynthetic process. The transcript has a single exon. The coding region runs from base 1 to 2226 and encodes 741 amino acids. The record is from RefSeq and is a predicted model, not a curated record.